GAAAAAAAAAAAAAAAAAAAAAAAAAAAAAAACACCAAUAGCACAUUGUUUUUUAAUUCUGUCCCUCAGGGAUCUAGCUCAUAUUUGACGCAAUUCUCACUCAAUCAACUCAUAUUAGGAACAAUUAUAUUCGGUAUGUCUGAGACAAUACUAACGCAAAGGCGAUCAACUGGCGGCCUGCCACCAAUUAAGAUCAUCGGGCACUAUAUCGUCGAGGAGGCACCCAGCCAUGACAACACACCUUGCAUCACUGCUUGGGUGCGGGACGAAAUCAUCCAAGUUCCUGAUAGAUGGGAGGUAUCUGACUUCAGAAUUAACGACAAGCGGCCUAUGUGGUCGAUCCAGAUCUACGCCACAACCCCUCAAUCAGACAACCGUGACCAUCUCAGAGCCCUAGCUGAGACACUUCACCGAGAGACGCUCCAAGAUCGGGAUAACACCGCCGGCGGCUGGUACAACCGCUUUGAUGUCUGGGGUAUGCCGUUGCCGGUCGACGCGUCCGACGAGGAACGCGUCGCGAAACUCUGUCGCAGAAGAGACAGCUUAUGACUUCCACAUCCCGCGAAUCCGCGAUCUCGAGUGGCAGCGUGGGUUCGUCAUCAUCGAUCAACCGCAAGCACGCUAGGAUGAGGGGGAAGGCGGCUUCCUGAAGGUGUCCUGGGGCAUUCAACCUGCCUGGGUCGAGAUGGUGAAACGCGAGUACGGUGAAAAUUAUGAACAACCUGAGAUGUCCUGGUAUCGGUUAACUGGAACUGAGCUAGGUAUGUCGUUGACGGACCUGACUGAUGACAUGGAGUCGCUCUAUGUUAAUUUUCCAGACCCGAUUGAUCAACAUCUGCAGUAGCAUGAAUUAUUCGUUACAUAAUCUGUG
Xylaria bambusicola is the source of this 871-nucleotide messenger RNA. RefSeq lists its product as uncharacterized. NCBI's taxonomy places the organism in Eukaryota, Fungi, Ascomycota, Sordariomycetes, Xylariales, Xylariaceae. The coding region runs from base 136 to 549 and encodes 137 amino acids. The record is from RefSeq and is a predicted model, not a curated record. The transcript is spliced from 2 exons.